AUGUCUCUGACCAACAGCGAGAAGAGCAUCAUCGUGUCCUCCUGGGACAAGGUCUCCUCCCAGGCUGAGGCCAUCGGCACUGAGACUCUGGAGAGGCUCUUCCACGUCUACCCGUGGACCAGGACCUACUUCCCGCACGUCCCCGUACACAGGGGCUCUGAGCAGGUGCGUGUUCUUGGGGCCAAGCUGGCGGCCGCGGUCGACAAUGCGGUCAAGAACAUGGACGACUUGGAUGGGGCGCUGUCCACGCUGAGGGACACGCUCCCCUACGUGCUGCGCGUGGACCCGCAAAACUUCAGGCUCCUGUCCAACUGCCUGCUGGUCACCCUGGCCACGUACCUGUCCAGAGAUUUCACCGCCGAGAGCCACCUCGCAUGGGAAAAGUUCUUGCGCCGAGUGUCCAUCAUCCUGACCGAGGAGUAA
Messenger RNA from Lepus europaeus (European hare), 423 nucleotides. RefSeq names its product hemoglobin subunit zeta-like. Lineage: Eukaryota; Metazoa; Chordata; Mammalia; Lagomorpha; Leporidae. Bases 1 to 423 code for a protein of 140 amino acids. The record is from RefSeq and is a predicted model, not a curated record. The transcript has 3 exons. Gene Ontology annotation, cellular component: hemoglobin complex; blood microparticle; haptoglobin-hemoglobin complex. Gene Ontology annotation, biological process: hydrogen peroxide catabolic process; oxygen transport. Gene Ontology annotation, molecular function: heme binding; haptoglobin binding; oxygen binding.